UUGGCGAGGUUCAGUUGAAAAAAUAUGGCAAGUUUAUGGAAGAAUACGGAACUCAAUUAAAAGAAAUUGAACAUGCUUUAGAUGAAACUCUCAGUGAUAUUUGGGACAUGACGCUUGAUCCCAUUUCUCUUCAGUACUUGCCAUAUGAAAGAACUAAUUUGUUAGAAUUAAUAUCUACCGAUAAUAAAAUUUUAAAUAAAAUCAUCACGGCGUUGGCUGCAAUAUGUUGUGAAAUGCAGGAAUUAUGUUAUGAAGCCAAAACAAAAUAUUAUAACAUUCUUCUUUUUUAUGGUGAAGGAGAACCCAAAGGAGGUUUUCAAGAAGGAGAUGCUCAAAUAGCUAUUGGAAGAAUUAUUUCAGUUAUGCAGGAGUUGUCCUGUUUUGUUAAUCGUUGCAACUUAGUAGUAAAAAACACAAUCCAUCAAAUGGCAUCUUUGUAUACAAAUAAUAAAAAUGGACCUACACUCAUUGAUGUUACAGAUGUUCAUUUCCAGACGGUAUACAAACAUUUGGGAGAACUUCUGACCACAUUAAUUACAUUAGAUGAAAUCAUUGAUAUUCAAGUCACAUUAAGAGAACAUUGGACUUUAUACAAAAGAAUGAUAAGCUCAAUUCAUCAUGAUCCAACAAGAUUUGGAAUUACUAAAGAGAAACUGUUGCCUUUUGAGAAAUUAAUUUCCCGACUAGAAAAUCAAUUACUAGAGGGCAGAAUUUUCCUGAGUUGCAUGGAACAAGGUUAUGACGACGGAAAAGCAUUUGUUUCAAAAAACAGCUACUUUGCGGAAGAAUUCUUUUUGAAUAUAAAAAAUUAUUUCAUGCUUAUUGAGCCAAAAAUAGGAGACAAUGCUGAAUUAAAUGCAAGACGAAGAAUUGUAGAUAUCUGUGCUUUGUAUGUAUUGUACUACUCGCUCUUUCGGAUUGUAGAUAAGAAAUUCUUCAAAUCGUUAUGGGAUGUAUAUAAAAAGCUUCCUGGAAUUCAUUUAGUUGGAAAUGUGUUAUGGUUUCCAGAUCAGUUUUUUGGAAAAUUUUCUCCUAUGAUAUCAAUUAUUGAUAGAAAAUCUCAAGAAAUGGUUAAGUCACAAAGACAGUUAUAUUUACAACAGAAAAGUCAAUCACUUCCAAAAGAUGUUCAAACAUUAUACUUGAAUGUUGCGUCAUGGAUGAUAAAAAUGGAUUCUAAUUCAGAAGACAAUGGGAAAUUGUUAGGUGAUUUAAACAGAAAAUGCAAACUUUUUAUUCAUGGUCUGAUGCUCGCAUGGAAUAUAAGCCAUCAAGUUAAAACAAUAACAAAUUUGCAUGUUACUUUAUCAAAGCCUAUGGUGAAAAGUUCAGUUCUUGCCUUAUUUAAAAUGGUUGAAAUGCUGAAAGCAAUUGAAGCGACAUUUCAUCGUCAAACGAUUUUCAUAUGUGAUUCUAUAAUUCAUAUCAUCCAGCAUUUAAGUUAUAUUGCAUUAACAGUUAUAAAUCAAGCUAAAAGAAAAAUCAUUUCUGAUAAAAAGUAUAGUGAAAGACAUCUUGAUGUUCUAUCGGCAUUAUUGCUUGCUGAGAAGUGUUUAAAUGGUCCUGGUACCAAGGAGAGACGUCUUAUAACAAAUUUAGUUAUGUCUCUUGGAAUUCAAAUGAAAUCGUUGAGAGAUGAUGAAUUCAACAGUUUCGUAACUGUGAUGAAAAACCUUGAUAUAAUCAGUGAUCUUUGGGAAAAAUUAAAGGAUGCCUGUGAUUGCAGUUUUCUCUAUUGGCAGAGAUUUUUGAUUCCCAUAUACAUAACAGAUUUGUUUGAUAAUGCAGUCGAUGCUCACAGAAUACACUAUUUGAUUGCUGCUUUGAGAGAUUCAGUUGGUCCAAUGAAAGUAACAAGACAUUUAUCGUCUCCUCAAGACAUGCUUAAUAGUUAUGAUAAAGAAAUAUAUAAUUAUUUAAAAGAACAUUUAAUAGAUCCCCUCUGUCGGGAUAUCGAGACAGAUUUGCGUCUGCAUUCACAUUCCCAUCUUCAACUUGAUGACAGAAAUCCAUUUAAUGUUGGAUUAAAGAAUUUAUCACAUUUGUUAACAAUCAAGCCCAUAAGAUUUUUUGAUAGAUACAUUAAUGUAAAAGCUCACGUUGAACACUAUUUAGAUAAAAUAUUUUAUAAUUUGACAACUGUUGCACUUCAUGAUUGGAAAACAUAUGAUGAAAUGCGAAGUUUAGCUAGACAAAAAUACGAAUUAGUGACAGUGGAAGCCCAUCUUCCGAGUCAGACAUUAGAACAGAGUUUAGAUGUAUUAGAAAUAAUGAGGAACAUACAUGUAUUUGUCUCAAGAUAUCUGUAUAAUUUGAAUAAUCAGAUAUUUGUCGAAAGAACAAGUAAUAAUAAACAUCUUAAUACCAUUAAUAUAAGACACAUAGCCAAUUCAAUUCGAAUUCAUGGUAUUGGAAUUAUGAACACUACAGUGAACUUCACAUAUCAGUUCCUUAGAAAGAAAUUUUAUAUUUUUUCUCAAUUUUUAUAUGAUGAACAUAUCAAAUCUAGACUAAUAAAGGAUCAAAGAUAUUUUAGGGAAAACAGAACACAAAUAGAUCAAAAAUAUCCAUUUGAAAGAGCUGAAAAAUUUAAUAAGGGCAUUCGUAAAUUAGGUCUCACACCAGAAAAUGAAAGUUAUUUAGAUCAAUUUAGAGCAUUAAUUAGUCAGAUUGGGAAUGCUCUUGGGUUUGUUCGAAUGAUACGUUCUGGUGGACUUCAUUGUUGUAGUAAUGCUAUUAGAUUCAUACCUGAUUUAGAUGAUAUAGUAUCUUUUGAGGAACUUUGUAAAGAAGAAAAUUUAUCUAAUGAGUGCAUUAAUGCUGCAGCUAAAUUAGAUCAUGUAAUUGGUAACCUUACUAAGAAUUUUUCAGAAGGCACAGAAUAUUUCAGGUUACUGGUUGAUGUAUUUUCUGCUGCUUUUCGGGAUUCCAAGAAUAUGCAUCUUCGGAACUUUUAUAUUAUUUUGCCACCACUUACAUUAAAUUACAUAGAACAUUCCAUUGCUUGCAAAGAAAGAAUGAAUAGAAAAAAUAAAAUUGGAGCUUCUUUCACUGAUGAUGGUUUUGCCAUGGGUGUGGCAUAUAUUCUCAAACUUUUGGACCAAUAUCAAGAUUUUGAUUCACUUCAUUGGUUUCAAUCUGUUCGAGAUAAAUAUAGAAAAGAAAUGAAUGAUGUUAUUAAAGAGAAGAAACAAGCAAUAGGUAAAGACGACGAAAAGUUACAACAAAUGGCGACUCUUACAGUGAAGCGUCUUGAAAUUUGUCAGCAAGAAUUUGACUUGCUUAAUUACUCCUUGAGCAGCGCACGCAUCUUCUUCCGAGCCGACUUAACAGCUGCCGAGGAAAAAGAACAAAAAUCCAAAGGAAACAAUUCGACAGAAGGAUCCUGUGAAUCUGCAUCAGUUGAUAUUACCUCUUAUUCAAUUAUGUAGAUUAACAGCAUGGUUUUAGCUUGAAGUCUGUUUUUCAAAUAGAUGGGAUCAUUUUAUAAUGGAAAUAAUCUGUAAAAAUUCUCAAAUGGUUUUCGUACAAAACCAGAAUAAAGAAGACCUAAAAUAAAAAAAAACACCAUUUAGUUAAUCCUAUUUAUAAACAAAAUAGAAACGUGAUUAGAGAUUUAUUCAAAUGAUUAAAAAAAAAAGCUGUUAAAUAAUUUAAAAA
This is a messenger RNA of Centruroides sculpturatus (bark scorpion), 3660 nucleotides long. RefSeq names its product WASH complex subunit 4-like (gene SWIP). Bases 36 to 3431 code for a protein of 1131 amino acids. Lineage: Eukaryota; Metazoa; Arthropoda; Arachnida; Scorpiones; Buthidae. Gene Ontology annotation, cellular component: endosome; WASH complex. Gene Ontology annotation, biological process: endosomal transport; endosome organization. The transcript is spliced from 32 exons. The record is from RefSeq and is a predicted model, not a curated record.